AUGUUGAGGCAUUGUAAGGCGUACUAUGGUGUUAUUGAAGGAUGCAUUAACUCCUCAGUGGUGGCCCCAUUGAGUCAGGAAAGGCUACAGAGAAUCUACAAGUCCGUCCCCACUGAGCAGGAGUCAGAACUGUGCUUGGAGUUAACGAAGGAAAUUGAGAGUAUGUACACCACAGCCAUAAGGAAGGCAAUCCUUGACUAUGUGCUCUUAGAUCCCAUGGAACAAGGGAGACUUGGCAUUGAACUUCCUCCUAAGAAGUCUGACACUGCAGGCAGAGGAAGGUUCCCAUGGCAUGAAAGUGUAGAAGGUGCACGUCUUUUAUUGAGAGAUAACUUGUACAUCACGCAUCCCGUCAUGUCCAUGAUCCUACUCGACUUCCAGACCAGGUAUGUGACGUUCAGACUGAUUGAAUUUGAGGACCUUCAGCAACAUUUCCCCUUCACUCUCGAUCAGCUAAUUAACCACGUUGCCAUGGUUGUGAAGGCCCGAGUAAAGAUUCUGCAAGAUCAGUGGUUGUCAGGCUGCUGUACUAUAAUUAACGAGAACCGUGAGGAUGUGGAAUCUUGGAUGCCCCAGGACGAUAAGGAGCUAAGAACAACAAAGAUGGACCAUUUCUUCGCCAGCAUUGCCACUCUCAUGUCUAACCUCCUCCGAAGCAUUGUAGAGGCGACUCUGAUGGAACUGGUGCACUUGUUUGAGCAGUACGGGGGCGGGAAUAGAUACGAAGGAGAGUAUCCUGCGGAUUCCCUCGGCCUUCCGGUCAAACCUCAUCCUAUAACCAUCUUCAUGAGGCCUGACAUGGACAGCUACAGCAUUACAUUCACACCGACCACUGAUGAAGUGAUGGAGGGAUUAGCUCGUGUGGUGGACUUCAUCGUCACAGCAGUCCAGCACAUGCCCAGGAUUGAGCACCACCUCUUCCAGGCUGUGGACAACUUUGAAGUCAAAUACAUUGGUUCUGUACAUUCUGAAGAGGAAAUUGUCCUGAAUGCAAAAGCAACACUUCAAUUUGUGGCCAAGAGUAACGGUCAUGGGCCACUUAGAUACUGCUCAGUGUAUGAACCAUAUAAGAGCCUCCUGUCUCCAGACUCUGACAGUAAGAUUGAAAAUACAAUCAGCAGGGAGUUUAACCUGACAACUUACGUCAGGGAAAUAGAGGAGCUGAGAAAGAUGGGUGUAGAGCUGGCCUCUCUGCCGGUCCAUGUUCCUCUGGAGCUGCUGCUGCUGGACUGCACCGAAUUAAAUCAGCACCUAUCCACCCGCUGCCGUCAGCUCUCUGCCCGGGUCGCUGGUAAAGUCGUAGAGGUUUCGGCCAAGCUGAACGCCAGCGUGUGCACCCGGUACGGGGACGUGGUGAAAAGGCUGAGCCAGCCAGUCGACCACACCCGGGGCUUGGUGCAGCUGAGGCGGGAGUUGGAGAGUGUCCAGAGCCAGGAGCUGCCCCGGCUGCAGGACGAGCUGGAGAUAGCGGUGCGGAACCUGCUCUUCCUGCUCGAGUACGCCGGCCUGUCCGCGGAGGACAUCACUCACCACAGCAAAACCUUCUGGUGGCCGGAGCGCAUCGGUCCGAUUGUCAGGAACAGUUGUCUCCGGUUACAGAGGGAGCACGAUGUGGCCGUGUCCAGGCUGGUUCGCUGGCGGGAAGAUUUCACCAAGCGGAUUGAGGGAACUGCGGCCAUGGUGAGGGAAUUCCACAGGAAAGAUCGCAUGUCCGAAGCCCAGCUGUACGCGGAGAAGCUGCGGCUCAUUAACGGAAGGAUCGAGGAAUUCGCAGAGGAGAAAGCCAUGAUUAAUCAUGAAGAAGUUCUACUGGAGAUGGGCCAUGUUAGCCCUUACCACCAAAUCCAGGAUAUCAUUGAUGAAAAGGAGCCCUAUGAGAAGCUGUGGACGGCUGCCCUUCAGUUCAACCUGCACCACGAGAAGUGGAUGAAUGGCUCGUUGUUACAAGUUAACGCAGAAGAGGUCGAACAGGAGGUGCAGAGUUUAUGGAGGAUCAGCUACAAGUUAACAAAAGUUUUCCAUCACCCAGAGCUACAUGGGCCAUUAAAAGUUGCAACCGCCAUCAAAACCAAGCUGGAGAAGUUCAAAAUCAACUUGCCCCUGAUCAGUGCACUCUGUGCUCCUGGGAUUAGACAACGUCACUGGAGUCUGAUAAGCCAAAAGGUGGGAUUUCGCAUCACCCCAGAGGAAAACACCUCCCUGAGUGACAUCUUGCAGCUGGGCCUUGAGAGGCAUUUGGAAGAUCUGAGUGAUAUUAGUUCCCAGGCGACUAAAGAAUAUAGCUUGGAGAAAGCUCUCAGCAAGAUGCAGAGGGACUGGAAAGAAGUUAAUUUUACAUUUGUGCAUUACAAAGACUCCGGCAUUGAGAUCAUGGCACCGCUGGAUGACGUUCAGGUUUUACUGGAAGAUCACAUUGUGAAAACCACCACCAUGAAAGGGUCACCAUUUAUCCUGCCCUUCAAAGAAGAAAUCUCAGCCUGGGAAUCUAAGCUGUGGCUAAUGCGCAACACCCUGGAUUCCUGGCUGCACGUCCAAGCGGCUUGGAUGUACCUGGAGCCGAUCUUCAGCUCAGAGGAUAUCCAUAAUCAAAUACCUGAACAAGGGAGGAUGUUUGGAGUGGUGGACACCAACUGGAGGCUGAUAAUGAAAGCAGCAAUAAAGGAAGCCAAUGCCAUGAGAGUUAUCUCACAGCCACAGAUACUGGAUAAACUGAAGGAGGCAGAAUCACUCUUGGAUGGCAUUCAGAAAGGACUCAGUGAAUAUUUAGAAAAGAAAAGGCUCUUCUUCCCUCGCUUCUUCUUCCUUUCCAAUGAUGAACUGCUGGAAAUUCUCUCCGAGACGAGGGACCCACUUCGAGUCCAGCCUCACCUCAAGAAGUGCUUUGAAGGGAUUGCCCGACUCACCUUCACCGCAGAGGAGGAGGUCAGCCACAUCGAGUCAGCAGAAGGCGAACGACUGGAACUUGACCUCCGCAUUGUCCCAGCCAGGGCCAAGGGCCUGGUGGAGAAGUGGCUGCAAGAGGUCGAGGAAGUGAUGAAGACAUCGCUGGCUGGAGUCAUGCAGCGGGCACUAGCAGCCUGUCCCCAGGUCUCCAGAGAUCAGUGGGCUCUAGGCUGGCCUGGCCAGGUCGUGUUGGCAUGCAGCAUCGUAUACUGGACCACAGCUGUCUCACAGGCGAUCACCCAGAAUGAGCUGAAAGGCUUCCUGAAGAAAAGCAAUGAACAAAUUGAAGACAUUGUUGCUCUGGUGAGGGGCAAGCUGACUAAAAUGGCUCGAAUUACUCUGGCUGCACUCAUCACCAUCGAUGUUCACGCCCGUGAUGUUGUUGCAAAGCUGACCAACCUUGGAAUUAACAGCACCACUGACUUUAAUUGGAUCGCCCAGUUACGAUAUUAUUGGGAAGAGAAGAAAAUUGUAAUCAGGAUGAUUACAACCGCGGUGCUUUACGGUUAUGAGUACCUGGGGAACACAGGAAGGCUUGUCAUCACGCCCCUGACAGACAGAUGCUACAGGACCCUGAUGGGAGCCCUGCAGCUGAACCUGGGUGGAGCGCCAGAAGGACCCGCAGGAACCGGGAAAACCGAAACCUGCAAGGAUCUGGCGAAAGCGGUGGCCAAACAGUGCCUUGUGUUUAACUGCUCUGACGGGCUGGACUACAGGGCAAUGGGGAAGUUUUUUAAGGGGCUGGCACAGUGCGGUGCUUGGGCCUGCUUCGAUGAAUUUAAUCGGAUUGAAUUAGAGGUCCUUUCCGUCAUUGCACAGCAGAUCCAGACUAUUCAGCAGGCUGUCUCUGGGAAGGCGACCACAUUUGUCUUCGAAGGGACCGAGAUCCCACUGGACUGUUCAUGUGCUGUCUUCAUCACGAUGAACCCCGGCUACGCAGGCAGAGCGGAGUUACCUGAUAACCUCAAGGUCCUGUUCCGCGCAGUGGCCAUGAUGGUACCUGACUAUGCUCUGAUCGCAGAAAUCUCCCUCUACUCCAUGGGCUUCAUCAGCGCACAGCCCCUGGCCGCCAAGGUGGUGGCCACCUAUAGACUUUGCUCUGAGCAGCUCUCCUCUCAACAUCACUACGACUACGGGAUGCGAGCUAUCAAAUCGGUUCUGACAGCGGCUGGAAACCUGAGAAUCCAGAACCCUGCGGAGAAGGAGGACGAGCUCAUCCUCAGAGCCAUCAUGGACGUUAACCUCCCAAAGUUCGUCUCCCACGACAUCCUGCUUUUUGUCAGUAUAAUUUCAGAUCUCUUUCCUGGUAUCACCUUGCCAACUCGUCACCAUGGCUGCCUGGAGACCUCCAUCAGAGAAAUCAUUCGCAGACGUAAUCUGCAGCCAACACCCUGGUUCAUUGAAAAAAUCAUUCAGAUUUACGAGAUGAUGCGGAUGUGCCAUGGCUUUAUGGUGGUUGGCUGUGCCCUCGGGGGUAAGACCAGUGCACUGAAGGUGCUGGCAGAGGCCCUGGAGCUGCUGGAGUCGAGGGGCCUGAUGGACGAACACAGAGUGCAGUGUGUCAUCAUCAACCCCAAGGCCGUCACCUUGGGCCAGCUCUACGGGAGCUUUGACCCCAUCUCACAUGAGUGGAGUGAUGGAAUCCUGGCCAAUAUCUUCCGUGAACAUGCCAGCAGCCCAACCAGAGACCGGAAGUGGUGCAUCUUGGACGGUCCAGUGGAUGCAGUUUGGGUGGAGAACAUGAAUACAGUCCUUGAUGACAAUAAAAAGCUCUGCUUGAUGAGUGGAGAGAUCAUUCAGAUGAGCAGCCAGCAGAAUAUAAUCUUUGAAGUUCUGGACCUGGAGCAAGCAUCGCCCGCCACAGUCAGCAGGUGUGGGAUGAUUUACAUGGAGGCUAUGAAUCUGGGUUGGGAGCCUUUGGUGCGGUCCUGGCUGACAGCCAACCUGCCCCCACAGCUGACACCAGACCAGAGGCAGACAGUGCAGGCACUGUGCGACUGGCUGCUGCCACCGUGUCUGCAUUUUGUUGAGAAGAGGUGUAACCUGGUCCUCCAGACCUCCGCCAUGCACCUCAUCAUCUCCACGCUGAAAAUCUACGAGAGCCUGCUCUUGGAAAUCAGCUUCUCUGAUGACAAGGAGGAGGAGAUUUCUCACGCCUUCAAGGCCACGGAGGAGAAAAGUUGCUCAGCCGCGGUGCAGAAAGCACCACAGGAAGUCACCAGUGCACUCGUUGCUUAUGCCUUCUUCUCCAUAAUCUGGUCCAUUGGUGGCCUUCUCGACCCUUUAUCGAAGCACAGCUUUAGUAAUUUUUUCAGUAGGCUUUGUGAUUGGGAGUCAAAGCCAAAAGACAUAAAGUUUCCCAGAGCUUUACAGAUACCAAGAGAGGGGAGUGUUUUUGACUUUGUCUUCCUCAAGAAAACCUUUUCAUCUUGGUGCACGUGGAAGGACCUGGUAACUGCUGUUGACAUUGAGCACAGGACUGAGGUAGUGCAUUUCUCUCUUGACUUGCAGCUUAACAAAAUCAUCAUAAAGACAGCUGGAACAGUGAUGCAGACGUACUUCCUGGAGAAGCUGCUGCUACGUGACAAGCCAUUGCUGUUUGUGGGACCCACGGGCACCGGGAAGACAGCAAUCACUAACAGCUUCCUCCGACGAUUGCCUCCCGACAAGUACUCCAUCUGCCAGAUCAGCUUCUCGGCGCACACGUCAGCCAACCAGACGCAGGACAUCAUCCUGGCACGGCUUGAGAAGCGCAGGAGAAGUGUCCAUGGGAUAGAGCCCGAGAAACAGCUGUGUGUUUUUGUUGAUGAUGUCAGCAUGCCAGCAAAGGAGCAGGAUGGAGCACAACCUCCUGUGGAGCUGCUGCGACAGUGGAUCGAUCACGGCUACUGGUUUGACAGGAAGGACACCAGCAUCUUCCGCCUUCAGACCAAGUCCCUGGUGGCAGCAAUGGUUCCUCCCAGCGGUGGCCGCAAUUCCAUUAGCCCGCGCUGUCUGCGACACUUCAACGUCAUUGCCCUUGAUGCCUUCAGUGAAGACACCAUGAAAACCAUCUUCCAACCUGUGGUGGACUGGCACUUCAACAGGGGCUUUGACAUCUCCCAGAAAAGAUAUUCCAGGAUUUUGCUCUGGGCUACCAUGGAAACGUACAAGCAAGUUGUGCAGCACUUCCUGCCGACACCAUCCAAGUCACUUUACAUAUUCAGUCUGAGGGACUUCUCCAGAGUCAUCCAGGGUCUGCUGCUCUUGAAACCAGACUGUGUUCCCCCGGGGACCAAAGGGGACCAUAAAUUGAUGAGGUUUUGGAUUCAUGAAGUCCACCGUGUCUUUUCUGACCGAUUGGUUGACAACCAGGACAGAAAGCUCUUCUUCCAAAUCGUCAAGAACGUGGUACAGACGCAAUUCAGGGAGAAAAUCAACAACAUAUUCCACCACAUGGGUAUCGCGAGAGACAUCAGUGACGACGAUAUGCGCCUUCUCUUCUUCGGUGAUUACAUGGCCAGGAAUGGCAGCGGAGAGAGGGCCUACGAUGAAAUCACAGACAUGGCUGAGCUGCAGAAUACCAUUGAGCGUUAUCUGGAUGAUUUCAACCGAACCAGUGAGGCACCCAUGGACCUGGUGAUGUUUAACUUUGUAAUCGAACAUAUCUCCCGUGUCAGCCGGAUCCUCAGACAGCCUCAAGGACAUGGUCUGCUGGUCGGUAUCGGAGGGAGCGGGAGGCAGUCAGCCACACGGCUGGCUGCAUUCAUGGCCAACGCUGACACCUUCCAGCUGAGUGUCCAGAAAGCCUACACACUGGCAGAGUGGAAGGUUGACCUGAAACAGGUACUGCGUAAGUCUGGGCUGAAGGGCACGCCGACCGUCUUCCUCUUCGCCGACCACCAGAUCAAGGAUGAAACCUUUCUGGAGGAUAUCAGUAUGAUUCUGAGUACUGGAGAUAUUCCUAACCUGUUCGAUAAGGAGGAAACGCAAGCGAUAAUUGACCAGAUGAGACAGCUCAUGACCACACAGAAAAUGAAAGAGGACGCUACCCACAUGGACACUUACAGCCGGUUCAUGGAGCGUGUACAGCAGAACUUCCACCUGAUGCUGGCCUUCAGUUCCAUUGGAGAGGCUUUCCGCACCCGCCUGCGACAGUUUCCCACUCUGAUUAACUGCUGCACCAUUGACUGUUUUCAGGCUUGGCCUGAAGAUGCGCUGGAGAAGGUGGCCAGUCAUUUUCUGGAUGAAGUGGAGAUGUCUCAGGAAGUGCAUGGUGAAGCUGUCUUCAUGUGUAAACACUUCCAUCAGUCUGCCACUGGCCUGUCUGAAAGAUUCUACAACUCUCUUCAGAGGAGAACUUACGUCACACCAUCCUCCUACCUGGAAUUAAUUAAAAUCUUUAAAACUCUGCUGGAAAGGAAAAGACUGGAGCUAUUAACCAACAAGAACAGAUACAUGGCUGGAUUGGAGAAGUUGGAUUUUGCAGCCUCUCAGAUCGUGCUAAUGCAGGAGGAGCUGACUGGGCUGAAGCCAUUGUUAAUGCAGCGAGGCCAAGAAACAGAGGAGCUGCUGUCUGCCAUCACCAAGGAGACGCAGGAGGUGGAGGUGGUAAAGGGGGUGGUGGAAGCGGAGGAACAGGCGGUGAACACAGCGGCGCAAGAAGCACAAGCGAUUAAGGAGGAAUGCAAGCAGGAGCUGGACGUGGCUCUGCCUGCACUGACUGCCGCCAUCAUGGCUCUGGACACACUGAAGGCCAGCGACAUCGCCAUGGUGAAGGCGAUGCAAAACCCCCCCGCGGGUGUCCGCCUCACCCUUGCCGCCAUCUGUGUGCUGAAGGGGAUUAAACCUGAGAAAAAGGUGGACGUGAACGGCAAGAACAGCGAUGACUACUGGCCUCCUGCCAAGAAGAUGCUUGGAGACAUGAAGUUCCUAGAGUCACUGAAGGACUUCGAUAAAGACAACAUUCCUGCAAAGGUGGCAGCUCACAUCCGAAAGGACUUUAUCAACAACCCUGACUUCCAGCCAGCCAUCAUCAGGAACGUGUCCUCAGCCUGUGAGGGCCUCUGUAGCUGGGUCCAGGCCAUAGACAUCUACGAUAAUGUGGCAAAGGUGGUUGCCCCUAAGAAACAAAAGCUGGCACUUGCCGAAGCGGAGCUGGCAGUGCAGAUGGAGAAGCUGAUCAAGAAGAGAGCUGAGCUGUUGGAGAUUGGGAACAGACUGCAGAGGCUGCAGAAUCAGCUGUCCCGGAAACUCACGGAGAAACAGCAGCUAGAACACAGCAUCCAAGUGACCAUGUUGAAGCUGGAACGUGCAGAGAAGCUGAUGGAUGGUCUCAGUGGGGAGAGGGAGCGGUGGACCAGCGUUGCAAGGCAGUUGGAGGGUGCGUACCAGAACAUCAUUGGCGAUGUGUUGCUGAGUGCCAGCAUGGUGGCCUACCUCGGGCCCUUCACCCCGGACUUCCGGCAGAAUGUGCUGAAGGAAUGGCUGUACAUGUGUAAGCAGAAACGAAUCCCAGUCUCCAACAUCUUCUCCCUGUCAAGAACCCUGGGAGACCCCGUCACCAUCAUGGAGUGGCAACUGCACGGACUGCCAAGGGACAUGUUCUCAGUGGACAAUGCCAUCAUUGUGACAUCUGCCCAGCGCUGGGCACUCAUGAUCGACCCACAAGGUCAGGCCAACAAGUGGGUGAAGAACAUGGAGAAACCCAACAAACUCCAGGUCUGCAAACUGUCUGACCCAGAUUACGUCCGCACCCUGGCAAACUGUGUCCAGUUUGGAAAUCCGAUCUUGAUUGAGAAUCUCUCUGAAGAACUCGAUCCAAUUCUGGAGCCAUUACUGCUGAAGCAAACAUUCAAGGAGAACGAGAUGGACUACAUCCGCCUCGGAGAGACUUCCGUUCAGUAUUCCAGGGGUUUCAGGCUCUACAUGACCACCUGCCUUCACAACCCCCAUUACCUGCCAGAAGUUUCAGUCAAGGUGACCCUUCUGAACUUCAUGAUCACACCAACUGGCCUGGAGGAGCAGCUGCUGAGCAUUGUUGCCGCAAAGGAAAAGCCUAAUCUGGAAGAGAAGAAGAAAGUUCUUUACCUGGAGCGGGCCCAGAACAGAAAACGUUUAAAAGAGAUUGAAGAGCAGAUCCUGGAGGUGCUGUCCAUGUCACAGGGGAAUUUGCUAGAGGACGAGCGAGGGAUUGACAUCCUUUCUUCCAGCAAGCAGCUCUCCCAGGACAUCAUGGAGAAGCAGGAAAUCACCAUGACGACGGAGCAACAGAUCGAUGAGACCCGCAAUGGCUACUGGCCCGUAGCUGCUCACUCCAGUGUGCUGUUUUUCGUCCUCACUGACUUGGCCUAUGUCGAUCCGAUGUACCAGUACUCACUCAGCUGGUUCCAAAACCUUUACGCACGUUCUAUUGACAAGAGCACUCCAUCAAGCCACCUUCAGGAGAGGAUAAACCAUCUGAAUAUCCAGUUUACCAACAGUGUCUACCAGACUGUCUGCCGCUCACUGUUCGAGAGACACAAGCUGCUGUUCUCUUUCCUGCUCUGUGCUGGAAUUCAAAGGAGCAGGAAACUGGUGAAUGAUGACGAGUGGAGAUUUCUCCUGACCAGUGGUGUGGCUUUAGAGACCCCCUUUGUUAAUCCAGACCCCUCCUGGGUGAAAGACAAGUCAUGGGGUGAAAUCGUUCGCCUUUCCUCUCUUCCUGCUUUCUCCGGACUAAAGGAUCACUUCUGCUCCCAGCUCUCUGAAUGGAAGAAGAUGUAUGAUGCGCCUCAGCCUGAGAAAAUGCCUCUCCCUGAUCCCUGGGACAAACUCCUGAGCCACUUCCAGACCCUACUGGUGCUCCGUUGCAUCCGGCCAGACAAGGUGAUUCCUGCCAUUGAGCAGUUUAUCGUUGAGAUGAUGGGGGUCGAGUACAUCGAGCCCCCUACCUUCGACCUAGAGCACAGUUACCGGAGCUCCAGUCACUGCACCCCACUCAUCUUCAUCCUGUCUGCAGGGGCCGAUCCCAUGGCCCUUCUGCUCAAAUUUGCCGAUGAGCAAGGAAUGGGAGCGCAGAAACUGCAGGCUAUUUCUCUUGGGCAGGGACAAGGUCCCAUCGCUGGAAAAAUGAUCAAGAAGGCUGCCGAGGAGGGGAGCUGGCUGAUGCUGCAGAAUUGCCACCUGGCCGGCAACUGGUUACCAGAGCUGGAACAGGCCUGUGAGGAGUUCUGCAACUACAGCAACAAGACCAGCACCAACUUCCGGCUGUGGCUGACCAGUUACCCGACCCCAGAUUUCCCCGUCUCCCUGCUGCAGAACGGAAUUAAGAUGACCAACGAGCCACCGAGGGGACUGCGAGCCAAUCUGCUGAGGUGCUACCUUAGCCACCCAAUCUCCGAUCCCGUCUUCUUCAGCAGUAGCAACAAGCCCCAGGUUUGGCAGAAACUUCUCUUUGCUCUGUGCUUCUUCCACGCUCUCAUUCAAGAACGCCGCAUGUUCGGACCAAUCGGGUGGAACGUUCCCUACGAGUUCAGCGAAUCCGACCUAAGGAUCAGUGCAAGGCAAGUUCAGAUCUUCCUGAACGAAAACAGCCAGGUUCCCUUUGAGGCCCUGACCUAUCUGACAGGAGAGUGUAACUACGGGGGCCGUGUCACUGACGAAAAUGACCGAAGGCUCCUCCUCAGCCUCCUGCAUGGUUUCUACAGCCAGCCGGUGAUAAGCGAUCCCAGCUAUAGCUUCUCUGCCAGUGGCACAUACAUCUGUCCCAACACCAGCAGCUACAACGGUUACCUGGAGCACAUAAAGCAGAUGCCCCUCUACACAGAUCCUGAGGUCUUUGGGUUGCAUGAAAAUGCAAAUAUAACGAAAGCACAAAAGGAGACCCAGGAGCUGUUCGAUGGGAUCCUGACCACGCUGCCCAGAGAGGUAAGCGGAGGAGACAGAUCCGCAAGCGAGAUCGUCCAGGAACUGGCCAUGGACAUCCUGUCCAAACUACCUCCUGACUUUGAAAUUGAAGAUGUCAUGGGCCGGUUCCCCAUCAGUUAUGGAGAGUCGAUGAACACGGUUCUGAUCCAGGAGCUGUCGCGCUUUAACCUCCUGCUCUCUGUGGUCAGAGACAGCCUGACAGACAUCAGCAGAGCUACCCGCGGCCUGGCUCUCUCAUCCACCCAGCUGGAAGCCAUGUUUGACAGUAUGCUUGUGGGCAAGGUCCCCUCCAUGUGGAUGGCCAAGUCCUACCCAUCACUGAAGCCUUUGGGGAGUUACGUCACUGAUCUUCUGUCCAGGCUUCAGUUCUUUCAGGAUUGGAUUACUGAGGGAAUGCCGGCCGUGUUCUGGAUCUCUGGCUUUUACUUCACUCAGAGCUUCCUGACAGGAACACUGCAGAACUACUCACGCAAGUACCAGAUCCCAGUCCAUCACCUGAGCUUCCAGUUCACAGUCACGGAGCAGGAUCAGCGCAUGUCAGCUCCACCAGUGGACGGGGUCUACAUUAAUGGCCUUUACGUGGAUGGAGCCCGGUGGAACUUUCAGCAACGUGUGAUUGGGGAAUCCCUUCCCAAGGUUCUCUACGACAGCCUGCCUAUCAUUUGGUUCAAACCAGGCAAAAAGUUAUCAUUCAAGGAGCAAUCUAUCUACGAAUGUCCAGUUUACAAGACCAGCAUUCGGCGAGGGACGCUCUCGACCACCGGUCACUCCACCAAUUACAUUCUGACAAUCAGCCUGCCCUCUGACCAGCCUCAGAACCACUGGAUCAAUAGGGGAGUUGCCUGCUUGUGUCAGCUCGAUUACUGAGCACGUGGAGACUCCGGCUGGGGCCCGUAUGGACACCUGCUCCAUGUGGCUUGUCAUUCAGGAGAGAGACAGCCUCCUGCUGCUGUGGGACCAGGAAUCUGCACUCUCGUCCACAGCUACUGACUACUGAUAUACUCACUGUGCACGCUUUCAAUGUAGUUUGCCUUACUGCUGAUCUAUUGUCGAUUGAUCAGACCUGUGUGAGGAACAGACUGAGAUGGUCUGAUUGAAUCCUUCAUCCUUUCCUUUACUGAGUUCACUCUGUGCCUGGUAUGCUACUAACUCUGUGUGUACAUCUACCAAUGUUCACUCUCUUCAGCCUGA
Mobula hypostoma (lesser devil ray) is the source of this 12021-nucleotide messenger RNA. RefSeq names its product dynein axonemal heavy chain 3-like. Lineage: Eukaryota; Metazoa; Chordata; Chondrichthyes; Myliobatiformes; Myliobatidae. Gene Ontology annotation, biological process: microtubule-based movement. The coding region runs from base 1 to 11697 and encodes 3898 amino acids. The transcript is spliced from 74 exons. Gene Ontology annotation, cellular component: dynein complex. The record is from RefSeq and is a predicted model, not a curated record. Gene Ontology annotation, molecular function: dynein light intermediate chain binding; minus-end-directed microtubule motor activity; ATP binding.